AUGGAGAAAGAAUCACCAUCCAACCAUGUUGAAAACGUCAAUGUUGAGAGUCUUGGUGAGGAGAUCCACAUCUCCCAGUCCAAGGUGAAUAUCAGUGGAACUGUCCAGCUCACUGUAGGCACCAUUGUCUAUAUUCCAACUCCUACCAGUGAUCCUCGAGACCCAUUGAACAUGAAGACAUGGCAGAAGACCAUGGUCCUUAUUGCGAUAUCUCUAUUCUCGACUAUUGGAUUGUCACUUGUCUCCGGGUUUGGCGGUCUUCUGGGCUUCUACAUCCCAGGUUAUGUGGCUGUCGGUAAAAACUACGCUGAUAUUACCUCUCUCAUGACAUACCCGACUCUGACCAUGGGCAUUGGCAACUUGAUUGGCAUGCCAUUGGCGAUCGCUGUUGGUCGACGCAUCGUUCUUCUUGUGGCAACGGUUGUCAUGGUCGUCGGGGCCAUCUUGUGCGCAUUCGCAACGAACUUUGAUUGGCAUCUUGGGGCGCGUAUGCUUAUUGGCCUUGCCGCAGGCCAGAGUGAGGCUCUUAUUCCCAUGAUCACCCAGGAAAUCUUUUUCCUUCACGAAAGGAGUACAUUCCUCAUGCUCCAGCUGUCCAUUCAGGCAAUUGCCACUGCCGUUUUCGUUCUGUUUGCCAGUCCAAUCGCAGAAGCGAUCACUCCCCAGUGGUGGUAUGGCCUCGGAGCCUGUCUUUCUGGAGUCUCUUUGAUCAUAGCAUUUGUUUUCGUUCCGGAGACGAAGUACCAUCGAUCUCGAUCCUCUUAUCAGGAGAAUUCGUCCACUGAAGCCCUUGAUGGAGCGGAGGACGGUGUCUCAAAGAACGCUUACACAGUCGCCACCGAAAGGCCUGCUCUUGACUUCGUUAAUUAUGAAGCCAGAACUUGGCGCUCUGAUCUCCGCCUUUGGGUUGGCGCGCCUGAGUGGCGCAAGGGAAUGGAGACCUUCAUCCAAUCCUUCCAACUCCUCCUCUUCCCAAAUGUCCUCUGGGCUAUGGCUUUGAACGGUCUUACACUUGGCGUCAACAUCGCAAUCGGUACCACCUACGGAAACAUCGUUACUUCAGAGUACAACUGGCCGCAAAAGUCUGCAAGCUACGUGAACUGCGGCCAAAUCGUGACAUCCCUCAUCGCCCUUCCAAUGUUCGGCUUUGGUUCCGACAAACUCAUCGCCUGGUUCGCCAAACGGAGAAAUGGCAUCCACGAACCCGAGAUUCGUCUGUUGCCGCUCAUCUUCCCCGUUAUCGUUGGUACUUUCACUGCCGUCUUAUACGGUUAUGGCGCUGCCAAUCCGAAGUCUUACCACUGGUUCGUUUACGUCUGGGCCGUUGCUGCUUACUACUUUACGUUUGUGGGCGCCAAUAUCGUCGCAAUUACGUAUUUGCUGGACAGUUAUCCGCAGCGGGCAAGCCCGUUGUUGAUUAUCAUUUGUGCAUUCCGUGGUAUUAUCUCGUUUGGUGUUAGCUAUGGUAUUCAGCCAUUUAUUGAGCGGAGUGGCUACGAUGGGGCGUUUGCGACAUUUGGAGGGUUGACUGCUGCGCUUGGAUUGCUGGGCGUCCCGGUGUUUAUUUGGGGAAGGAAGAUUCGUCAACACACUGGUCGGUUCACGGUUGACAAGGAGUGA
This is a messenger RNA of Penicillium daleae, 1620 nucleotides long. RefSeq lists its product as uncharacterized. The record is from RefSeq and is a predicted model, not a curated record. Gene Ontology annotation, molecular function: transmembrane transporter activity. NCBI's taxonomy places the organism in Eukaryota, Fungi, Ascomycota, Eurotiomycetes, Eurotiales, Aspergillaceae. Gene Ontology annotation, biological process: transmembrane transport. Bases 1 to 1620 code for a protein of 539 amino acids. The transcript has 6 exons. Gene Ontology annotation, cellular component: membrane.